AUGACUGGCAGUCCAUGUAAGAGACCUGCCUGGAGUGACUAUGCCUUUGAUUCAAAGCACAGAAAAGAUCCUGAAGACUCCCACGAGGCCCACCAGAAGAAGUCAAAAGAGAAGGAAAGGAGACUGGCAGUCAGUCAGUGGGACAUGGAUGUACAGCCCCUCAUUUCAUCUUCUAAAUGGCUUCAACUUCAUGGGCUCAAAAGAAAUAAAUUGUCCCUAUCCCAGAUUUUGUCACAGAUUGGAUUCCAGCACAGGAAAGAUUAUGUGACCACCUUGGGGAAACUUGUGGCUUCUCGGUAUGCAGAUGGUCUGUUUCCUCAAUACAAGAGAGCACAAGAUGGCAGUGUGUAUAACCUGACAGCCAAAAAAGAACUGAUUCUUCAUUUUCUGGAUUGUCUAAUGGGAGCUAUUGAGUUAUAUAAGCAGCGAAUGGAAUGGUUAACCAGUGAGAGCCGGCAGAUAUUUGGAGUGAUUCAAGAACGUUGCAUUGUCAUUGUUUUGGAUUUUGGUACUGCAGCUCCAACUGAAUUUGAUCUAUGUCGGGAUGCACUUACUAUGGUACUUCUGGAACAGGUGACCCAAAUUGCCAAAUUCAACCUCAUUCGGGCUGCUCAGGAUCUUAUGAAGUGGCAACAGAAAUCUACUCCUGUGUCUGAGCAUACUGUAAAGUCUGCUGUUACGUGGCUCUGGAAGCUGGACCAUAUGACAGCUGCCAGCCAUACCAACUCUGCUGAAGCCCUGCUGGAAGCCAUGAGUGAUGAGGCGGUUGAAGCCAUUUAUUACUUUGCUGUGGGUGAUGUUCCAGUGGACACAAAGCAGCUACUUCUUGAGAAGGUUUCUGAUGGCCCCUGUCCAGUCAACACUGUUUCUUUCAAUGCUAGGGAAGAUGAAACUAUUAUUUUUCUGAAAGAGUUGAGCUGCUUGGCCUCUGGCAGAUUCCAUGCUUUUGCUGAGAAGAAUGACUACAGAGAUGCUACUGGACCUGCACCAAAAUGUGAAGAGGAUGGAAAAGGUCUAAGUGCCCUGAACUCCAGAAAAGUGAAAGGGCGAAUGCCUCUAGUAGCUGGUGUCCGUGAAGAUGUCUUUCUGAUCUGGAAGGAGUUGGAGGAAGCGAGGAGUACAGUAAGACAAGUUCAGCAAAUUUUAUCAGGAUCUGACCAGCCUGCUUCUCGAGAUGCAACCAAAGCUGAUCAUCUGUUACAAAAGCAUACAUGUGACAAAUAUUUGUCUUCUGAGAAGUGGUUGCAGAAGUAUGGCUUGAAAGCUCAGAAGCUCACAUUGUACGAUGCGCUUGCUGAUUGUACUUUUCGCCAUGCGGAUGGGAUUGUUGACAUAAAAACUAAACCAGAGGAUGAAUCUUCACAAACUGAUGCUGAGACAAAGAGGAAGGUAAUUCAUGCAAAAUACUGUGACAAGUUUGUACAUACCUUCUGGAAAGAUGGAUCUGUAGUUCAUGUAUAUGUUAGUACAGAAAAGUAUAAGCAGUACGAAGAGAAAAUGAGGAUGGCUCUCAGACAGGUGGAAGGAAGGAUUAAGUGGCUUCAACAAGGAAGCAGAGGGCUCUUUGGUAAUGUGUUUGAAGAUCAUGUCUAUAUUCUUAUUGAUACAUCCCAGUCUAUGGAAGACAAGCUGCCACUGGUGAAGGAGAAAAUAUUUCAGCUCAUACAGGAACAAUUGAGACACAAAAAGAGAUUUAACUUUGUGAAAUUUAGUGCCCAAGCAGUGGCAUGGCAAGAGAAACUUGCUGAAGUUAAUGAGGAAAAUUUGCAAGAAGCUUGGCUUUGGAUAAAAGGGCUUGAG
Pelecanus crispus (Dalmatian pelican) is the source of this 1800-nucleotide messenger RNA. The record is from RefSeq and is a predicted model, not a curated record. NCBI's taxonomy places the organism in Eukaryota, Metazoa, Chordata, Aves, Pelecaniformes, Pelecanidae.